AUGAAGCCAUCAUUACUCGAACUAGACCCAUCCGGGGACACGAUACUCGUCUUACAAUGCCCGAAUUUACAGAGCGGAGAAGAGAUACCGGUGAGACAGUGGGACAAGGAAAUAGGGGAUGGUGUUCUCGUCCCUAUGGACGAACCGGAGCCAGAUGCUGAGUUGAGAAAGCCAAAUAAAAAGAAGAAAAAGUUGGAAAAGAAGAAAAGGAGAGAGCAGAACGUUACUCUCGAGCACGAACCCGCCAUUGAACUCGAAGCUACCCCUGAGCCUGAGCCCGAAGCUGUUGCCGAAUCUGAACCUGCCAUUGAGCCCGAAGCUACUCCUGAGCCCGAAACCGCCUUUGAACCCGAAGCUACUGCUGAACCCGAAGCCGCUCCUGAUCCCGGAGCUGCCCUUGAGCUCGAAGCUGCUACGAAACUUGAGCCUACCACUCGAGCCGAACCAAGCGUAGAUAUAGUGACGGAUAUAUCUGUUCUACGAGAGCUUGAUCCCUGGGAUGAGUUCGGGGAGCCUAUAGAAGUUCGAUUACGAGUGUCUUCGGCCCAUUUAUGUCUUGCGUCGGCUGUGUUUUGGAAAAUAUUCCGGGGUCCAUUUGGAAAAUCAACGACCCCCCGAGAUGGAUGCUACGAGAUCAGAGCGUCUGAGUGGGAUACCGAGGCGUUUCUUGUCGUUCUGGACAUUAUACACGGCCACAACCGAAAUGUCCCGAGAAAUAUCAGCCUACAGUUGCUCACGAAAAUUUCGACUAUUGUGGAUUAUUAUCAUUGUCAAGAGUCAGUUGACACAUAUAUCGACAUUUGGGUCACUCAAUUGGAACGAUACUUGCCCAGCUCUUAUAACGAAGAAGUCCCAGUCUGGCUGUGUAUUUCAUGGGUGUUUCGACAAUCGAAAAUUCUCGACAAAAUGGUAGAGUUGGCCGUGAUGCAACUUCAGGACCCGCUGGUGAUGACAGGGCUUCCCCUUCCUCAACCGAUAAUAGGUAAGUAA
Clonostachys byssicola is the source of this 990-nucleotide messenger RNA. Lineage: Eukaryota; Fungi; Ascomycota; Sordariomycetes; Hypocreales; Bionectriaceae. The record is from the annotation of a GenBank genome assembly.